GCAUGAAACCCGGCUGUGGUGAUACCAUCCCAAUAUGUCGCUCAGCACAGCCAUAAGCUGACCUCACUGGUCCUCUAUAUUCUUUUCGAGAACCCUUCUUUUGUAACCAUCCCAUUCCCCAGUAAUUUAUUAUGAAGAAAUCGUCUUAGGUACUUCAAUAUCGUCGUCAACAAGACUCAAGGCCGCCUAGGUAACUUGUCUUUCCCUUCGAUAAUAUGGCGAACCCAUUAACGCCGGAUGAAAUAGCGUAUAUGCUGGCGCACGAAGAUGACACUCUUGUGCCCAACAUAUACGCGUGCAGUAUCGCGACGGGAGUCGCAUCUGUUUUCGUUAUCCUCAUACGGAUUUGGGCACGACGUGUCGCCCAUGGUCGGAUAGUAUUAAACACAAGUGACUGGCUAAUAAUGAUAGCGUGGGUCUGUUAUAUCGCCGCUCUUGUCAGCUUUUCGCUAUCAGCAGUAUACGGAUUAGGGAAGCAUAUCAUCUUCGUCACGGACGCAAGAAAUCUUCGGAUUUGGGGCAUUAUCCUCGAAGUAUUUUACUAUUUCUCUAUUGGCUUCAUAAAGUUCAGUAUCCUGAGCUUCUACGGCGCAAUCUUCGCCUCGAAGCGCUUUCACAUCUAUCUAUGGAUCAUCUCGGCAUUUGUCGCCGCUUGGUUUAUCUCAUCAACAGUCGUAUCGAUAUUUCAGUGCACGCCGAUCGAAUUUGCUUGGGACACGACUAUCCCAGGCGGAUUUUGUAUCAACUACGGCUUGCUAGUACUUAUUGCUGGCGUAAUCAACGUUAUAACCGACUUCGUCAUCCUUGCGCUACCUAUUCCUAUGAUCCUGCGACUCCAGGUCUCGAAGCAAAAAAGGACCCAGCUGAUUUUUAUAUUCGCCACGGGUAGCAGCGCUUGUAUCGUCAGUAUUAUUAGGUUGGCGUAUAGUCUUGUCGUUAGCUCAACGUCGGAUGUUAGCUGGGACAAUGUCAAUCCAGGCUUCGUAUCUGCUACUGAGCUCCUAGUCGGAAUUUUAGCGGCCUCGAUUCCGACGUACGGACCUCUUUACCGGCGCUACAUUACAGGCACUACGAUGAAAAGCUCCCAGCACUCUGGUCGUCAUAGCAAAAGCCAUAUGUCUCAACAACCUUAUAAUGCCAACAUAUCGGUUACUGGAGCCGGUAUCAUCAGUGGCCCCGGGGUCCAUAUCACCGACGAGAUUGAGCUUACUCGGCAUGAGCUUAGAAAUGGGGCUUGGGUUCGGAUAGCGGAUUAAAAAGUUAUGACUUGGAAUUUGGGGAUACCCGGUGACUGCUCGAAUCCAAAUGCCAAGAUAUUGGGGGCGAAGUUAUUCAGGGCUAUGUGAUUGGAGACAGAUCCUGAGCAGAAGGAAGGUUCCCCUUGUAAUUGAUAAGCACAUAUGUAAAAUAUUGGCACACAUGUAAAUAUAGGAUACCCGGUGCACAUACUGAUGAACACUUUACCUAAUAGCUACUAUCUAGCAUUACAGAUAUACGUCUCUUCUACUAUUUACAGAAUGAUUCGGCAAC
This is a messenger RNA of Daldinia vernicosa, 1530 nucleotides long. RefSeq lists its product as uncharacterized. The coding region runs from base 216 to 1256 and encodes 346 amino acids. Lineage: Eukaryota; Fungi; Ascomycota; Sordariomycetes; Xylariales; Hypoxylaceae. The record is from RefSeq and is a predicted model, not a curated record. The transcript has 5 exons.